AUAAAUACAAUUUUGAAAUUCCCUGCAUAAUUAUAAUUUUGAAAAAAAAACUUUGAAUGAUUAAAUUAUUUCAUUAGAAAUGACUCAAGUACCAGUUGAUAAAUUGCUGAUGGCGCUAAGUGUUUUACUAACAUCACCCGACAACUACAUACAACUAAACUCUCAAUAUGUGAAUGUAGCCAGAUUUGGUGCUAAUGAUAAUGCAGCGGGAGUCUGCAAGUUGCAAGAAAUGAGGAACCUGAGCAGCGUCAUAGAUGCAGCGAUGGGCAAUCAAUUGGAAAUAGACGAAAGAGUGAAUAAUAUUUUGGUAGAUCUACAAACAAUUAUAAAUCGGUUAAGUACCACCGAGGUGAUUGACUGUGAGAGAUAUCGAGCCAAUGAAAUCAUCAUUAAGUUACCCAACUUGGAAACUGCUUUUACUAUGUUGAACGUGUCUAGUAUGUUUGGCGAAAAUUGGCUAUUGAUAGCUCAUCGAAAAGCUAAUAGCCAAUUGUUUUUGAAUACAAAAACAGAAUUACUUGAAAACAGUAUCGGUGAACUGAAAUCUGAAUAUUUCAUUGGCUUUGAAAAGUUGCGCGCCAUAACCGAAAGUCAUCUGUGCGAGUUGCUUUUCAUUGAGUCCCGUAAUUCAUGUGAUCUCUGGUUCUACGAUUAUUAUAAAGCUGUUGCUUUUAGUGCUGAUAAUAAAGUGAAAAUGCUUGGUAACUAUAGAACUAAUCGCUUAGAGGCAUAUAAGAACUUAACGGCCCAUUUGCAAGCGGUUAAUGAGAGAUUGGCAUUAAAAUCGGAUUCUCACGUUAGAAUAUUUUUGAGAAUAAGAUCAUUAGAUACAGAGCCUGAUCUAUUUUGAAUCAUAGUUCAGCAUUAAGUGAUGUAUUUGGUAUAUGUUUGGAGAUAAGUAAGAAUCUCAACUCUCCAAACUGAGUGUAACAUUUCAGUUUUAGUUAAAUUUCUUGUAUAUGUAUAUUAGAUUUUAUGUAA
Anastrepha ludens (Mexican fruit fly) is the source of this 981-nucleotide messenger RNA. RefSeq lists its product as uncharacterized. Bases 80 to 850 code for a protein of 256 amino acids. Lineage: Eukaryota; Metazoa; Arthropoda; Insecta; Diptera; Tephritidae. The record is from RefSeq and is a predicted model, not a curated record. The transcript has 4 exons.